Messenger RNA from Plasmodium yoelii, 591 nucleotides. RefSeq names its product conserved Plasmodium protein, unknown function. The transcript has 6 exons. NCBI's taxonomy places the organism in Eukaryota, Apicomplexa, Aconoidasida, Haemosporida, Plasmodiidae. The record is from RefSeq and is a predicted model, not a curated record. Bases 1 to 591 code for a protein of 196 amino acids.
AUGGAAGAACGAACAAAAACGAGAAUAAAAAGAGUAAUGGAGUCGCCAUACAACGUUAAUAUAACUCCAUUAGAUCAAGAUAAAAGUAGCAAAAUACUUAAAUUGUUAUUCGAAGUUAUUAGCAAAGAUAAAUCAUUAGCAAGCCUGUUUCUAAAGCAUGACGAAAUAAAAGAUGGCUUAGACGAUGAUAAGAUCGAGGCCAUCAUAUUGAUUAAAACUGUUCAGUAUGAAAAGUUUUAUAAGCAUAUUCCCAUAAUAGCCUCAUUAAAGAAUGUACAUUUUGUUUUGAUCGAAAAAGAAUAUAUUGAAUCAAGCGGAUUUAAUUGUUUAAAUAAUCCUAGUUUAAUUGGGAUAAAAAAAACGGAAAAUAAAAAUAAUGAAUUGUCUAAUUUACAUGAACAAAUAAAUAAUUUAACAAAAUUAAUAAACUCUUAUUAUACACCCAUAAAUAUUCCAUACUUAUUUAAUAAUACAAAAUAUAUCAAUACCAAAUUUAAAGUCGAAAAGGUAAAAGGGAAAUAUUAUGGCAAAAACUUAUCAAGAAAAGAAAAAAAAAAAAUUAGAAAAUCAAUAAAAAAAAAUAACAUAUAG